Messenger RNA from Aegilops tauschii subsp. strangulata, 675 nucleotides. RefSeq lists its product as uncharacterized. The record is from RefSeq and is a predicted model, not a curated record. Lineage: Eukaryota; Viridiplantae; Streptophyta; Magnoliopsida; Poales; Poaceae.
AUGCCAAACCCGGGUGGUUACGCCCUCGUCCUCAACCCUACCAUCGUCGCGCCCCGGCGCACGUGCAAGUUCUCCCGGGUUCUCAUCGACGACGGCAGCAGCAUCAACAUCCUCUAUCGCAACACCAUUACCAAGCUCGGCCUCGAGGCCAAGGACCUGGAGCCAACCCAGACGAUCUUCCACGGCAUCGUUCCCAGCAUCUCCUGCUCUCCGACCGGCCGUGUCCAGCUCGACGUCCUGUUUGGCAACAGCGACCACUUCCGACGCGAGCCGCUCUGGUUCGAGGUGGUGGAUCUUUCCAACGCGUACCAUGCACUGCUAGGCCGGCCUGCACUCGCCAAGUUCAUGGCAGUCCCCCACUACACUUACCUGAAAAUGAAGCUGUCGGGUCCAAAGGGCCUUAUCACCAUCACCGGCGAUUAUCGCAAGUCCCUGGAGUGCGCUCGACACGGCACCAAACUGGCCGAGUCGCUGGUCAUAGCCGAGGAGCGGCGCAAGCUCAACCGGAUCGUCGCCCUGGCCAGCGAGAUGCCGGCCGUGCCGAUCCCGGCCGAGGAGCCGACCGACGAGGCCUCGUUCAAGCCCUCCAAAGAGACCAAGAAAGUGAAGCUGAACCUGGACGCCCCUAGCUGCAGCAAGUAUGUUGUCGUAGGCACCCGCCUUGACAGCAAAUAG